Branchiostoma belcheri (Belcher's lancelet) is the source of this 1603-nucleotide messenger RNA. Its product is annotated as receptor-type tyrosine-protein phosphatase beta-like. Gene Ontology annotation, biological process: protein dephosphorylation; angiogenesis. NCBI's taxonomy places the organism in Eukaryota, Metazoa, Chordata, Leptocardii, Amphioxiformes, Branchiostomatidae. Gene Ontology annotation, molecular function: protein tyrosine phosphatase activity; cadherin binding. The transcript has 11 exons. The coding region runs from base 508 to 1425 and encodes 305 amino acids. The record is from RefSeq and is a predicted model, not a curated record.
CUGCAAACCACAGAGCUGCAAACCACAGAGCUGCAAACUACAGAGCUGCAAACUACAGAGCUGCAAACUACAGAGCCGCCAACUACAGAGCCGCCAACUACAGAACCGCCAAGUACAGAACUGCCAACUACAGAGCCACAAACUACACAGUCACAAACAACACAGCCACAAACUACUGAGGACACAGAACCUUCUACACACAAAACUACAGAAACACAAAGUACAACUAGCACUGUCACAACUACGAAGACUUUGAUUACUGAAACUACACAGACACAAAAUCAGACUGGGACACCUACAGUUGAAACUACGUCAACAAAAAAGCCAACCAGUGCCCCUACUAUUAACGUAGCAGCAAUUGCUGGAGGUUCUGUAGCAGCAGUGGCAGUUGUGGUCAUAGCAGUCGGUCUUGGAAUCUUCUGUUAUAGGAGACAAAACGGCAUUGGCAAAAACAGGGACUCUACUUUUGACAUUGAAAAAGAUGGACGAGCCAACCCUUCUUUUGUGAUGGAAGAAAUAGGUGACCAGGAGAUUAUGACCAGCAAACCAGUGAAACUGUCCAACUUUGUCAACUACCACAUUGAAAUGAGUAAGGAUUCAGAGUAUCAGUAUGCAGAAGAAUAUGAGAGUCUGAAGCCAGUGGGCAGAGCGGAGUCCAGAAAUGCAGCAAAACUUCCAGAGAACAUGGGAAAGAAUCGCUACACAAACAUCCAUCCAUAUGACAAUUCUCGAGUCAAGCUGGCUGCCAUUGAUGAUGUGGAGGGAUCAGACUAUAUCAACGCCUGCUACAUGCCUGGGUUCAACUCCAGGCGGGAGUUUAUCGCUUCCCAGGGUCCUUUGCCCGACACGAAGGACGAUUUCUGGCGGAUGGUGUGGGAACAGAACAGCAGGGUCAUCGUCAUGGUAACACAGUGUGUGGAGAAGGGACGGCCCAAGUGUGAGCACUACUGGCCAUAUGAUGAGGACCCUGUGUACUAUGGUGACAUCAUUGUCCAGGUGGUAAAAGAGACUGUUCUACCAGAGUGGACUGUCAGGGACAUUACUAUACAGCGGGAUACGGAGUCGAGGAAUGUUCGUCACUAUAACUUCAUGGUGUGGCCGGACCACGGUGUUCCUGACACAACGCCCAGUCUGCUGAAGUUUGUACGAUCUGUGCGGGGUCACGUCUCCAAGGAGGCCAUGCAGAUGGGGCCUACAGUUGUCCAUUGCAGUGCGGGUGUUGGCAGGACCGGUACAUUUAUAGCCCUGGACCAUCUCCUGCUGCACAUGCAGAAACACAACUAUGUGGACAUCUACGGGAUCGUGCAUGAGAUGAGGAAACACAGGGUGUUCAUGGUACAGGCUGAGGCACAGUACAUCUUCAUCCACCAGGCCAUUGCUGACGUGUUGCAAGGAAACGACACAGAAGACAGUGAUGAAGACUAACAUACAUGUUCCAGCCCCUCUAUUAAAACAUGAAGUCCCUAGCCAACAAGAACUGGAACUCAUUUGAUGUAGUCUCUCAAUAUGAAUUGAAGACAACUAGAAAAGUAACAUUUGCAAAGCAAAUGCAUAAUGUUUACCUUCAGAUAUGGUCUGCUCUGUUAAUUCUUACUCAAACACA